AUGAACAUUCCGACACGACGAUCUACGUCAAGAAUCUCAACUGGAAGACGACGGAAGAGGCGGUUCGCAGGUUCUUCAAUUCGGUGCCGGAACUCAAAUUUACUACGUUACUUCAAAAGAAAAAACCCUCAGGAAUAUUGUGAAAUCUCCUUUAUUGAGGUCGACAUCGCCUGCUUCACCGAGCAAGUUCCAGGUACAGUCUCCCCUGCUGAAGAAGUCCACGCCGGCUUCUCCCGCGGCGUCCGCUUCGGCGGCGCCGGCAGCAGGUGGCUGUGCAAACGGAAACUGAUCUUCGUCUGCUCCGAAGAGACCGUCGAUCGCGAAGAGUGAGAGAAACUCUUUGAUCGUGUCUGUUCUGAGUAUGAUUAUCAGUAUUCCUGCCCUGCUUGGUGCUUGAUGUUGGCCGGCCUUGGUUGUGGUGCUGAUCGGCGGAACCGUAUCCGCCUCGGCUCGUGCAACAGGCCACUACAUUUCUUUUGGCAUGACUUUUGUGAUGAUGUUAGGAUUGAGUUGGUACAUCUACGAGCAUCGUAGAAAACAGAACAUUGCCGAUAAGUGGAAGAAGUGGGGUCCUUUCGUAUUGAUCGUGAUCGCCUCUUUGCUAGUCUGCGCCGAUCCUUUCCGCCACGUCCUGCAGGACUUGGAGUGGUGGGAGGCUCCUGGCUCUAGCGAAUACCGUCAGACUUGCCACAUUGAGAACUUCCACUGCCUGUCGCCUUUGGGCUGGUUCAUGACCAUUCUGAUGACCUACGUGGGCUUCACGAUUCUGAUCGUGGCUGCGUUGUGGAACGCGAAUAUCAUGGACAAAUGCGGAGCGAUUAAGCAGCAGUGGCGCGAGUACCGUGGCAAGAACAGCGACAACAGCAGCAAGUAGAGGGGAGGGUCUGCAUGAAUCGGGUUCGGUCGCUAGUGAGUAAGGAGGGCGCACUGUGCAGUCAUGCCCUGCAUGGUGUGUUCUCGAGGUCCACGCUGGGGCCGAGCGCGGAUUGCGACUGUGGGAAGCGACAUGCUUGUUGACAUGAUGCGCCAGUCCGUAAACCUUAGGGGGCUGGUGUUGAACUAACGAGAUGGCGCUGAACAUGGAAGCUCUACUCACGGGGCUCAGAUCGAGCCAGGUUCAUGUGACGGUUUUAAUAAGUGCGAUUUGAUCGUCUUUU
Blastocystis hominis is the source of this 1157-nucleotide messenger RNA. RefSeq lists its product as hypothetical. The coding region runs from base 1 to 330 and encodes 109 amino acids. Lineage: Eukaryota; Bigyra; Opalinata; Blastocystidae. The record is from RefSeq and is a predicted model, not a curated record. The transcript has 3 exons.